This is a messenger RNA of Mercurialis annua (annual mercury), 2143 nucleotides long. Its product is annotated as E3 ubiquitin-protein ligase At4g11680. The record is from RefSeq and is a predicted model, not a curated record. The transcript is spliced from 3 exons. NCBI's taxonomy places the organism in Eukaryota, Viridiplantae, Streptophyta, Magnoliopsida, Malpighiales, Euphorbiaceae. The coding region runs from base 931 to 1926 and encodes 331 amino acids.
CGUAGGGUGAGAAGUUAAUUGUUGAAUUAGGUGGCUGGCCGACCUCUCAUCAUGGAAUCAAAUUCUCCUACAUUUACUGUACCCGCCACAAUUCAAAAUCCCUUCCUUAAUCCUCAGAUAUUAACACUUAAUCCAAAAUUAAUCAAUAAAAUAUCACAAUAAUCUCUCUCUUUCCCUCUUAUCCAAUUAAUCUGCUGUUGCUGCUAUCUAUCAUCUAUUUAAGCUUUGCUUGCUUUCUAAACUAAAACCUCUCAAAAUUUACGCUAACAGGCAACAGAAUUAGCUACCUAGCUUCCCUCCAAACAUCUGACUUGCUUAUAACCCAAGCAAACGUUUUUUUUUUUUAAUUUUUGUUGUUCACCAGUUGAUUCUUGGUCACCAUCUCUAACCCAACUCUCACCUUCCUGUCCUAUUCUUCCCAACCCCUCCAAUCUUAUUACAUGUUUGCUUAAAUACCCAGUUGGGUUUUUCAAAUUUUUAUGUCUGUUUUUUUUAUGAGAUCUUUUUGUUUCAUGUUCAAGUCAAAAACUUUGUCAACUAAUUCCCUGUUUUUGUGUUAUUUAUAGAUACCCUUUUGCUUUUUUGAUUAAUGGGUACUGAGAUAUUUUUAGAGACCUUGAUUUUCGCUUAAACGGUUCAAAAUUUUUGAUUUUCGCUUAAACUGGUCCACCCCUAGUGGUGUUUGUACUUUUGCCUCACUGAAUUUACAUGAUCACCCAAAUUUCAUUACAGUAAUACUCAGUUUCUUUUAUUUUCAAUACAAUAUUUGUGAUUCAUCUACUUAGUGGUAACAUACAAUUCAUGCUGCUGUUCACUUGUAUAAGAUCAUGCUAUUGCUUGAUUAUUAAAUCUCUGAGGUGUUCAUAGUAUCUUCAUAUUUGAGCUGCUCAAAGCUCAGUUCUGUAAGUUCAUAUCUUAAAAUACUUACAGAUGAAUACCCGGUUCAUAUCAUUCUCGUCGAAUUCUGCGGUUGGAGAGAAUCAUAGUCCUGUGAGUAUUCGAGCCAGGCCUGCCCGAGCUCCCCCUGCUACUUUUCUGAUAAGAUUGGCAAUGAGAAUAUCGAGAGCGAGGUGGUUUACUUUCUUGAGAAGGGUGUUUCACUAUCAGAAUGGUUCGAGGUCCAAUCUUGGGUCUAAUCCUUUUAAUUCUAGCACUUGGAUGAUGCUCGAGCUUGUAGCUUUGCUUGUUCAAAUUACUAUGACUACGUUCACUGUGGCGAUUUCUAAGAGGGAGAAGCCGGUUUGGCCUAUGCGAAUAUGGAUUGUUGGUUAUGAUAUUGGUUGCCUUCUUAGCUUGCUGCUGCUCUAUGGGCGCUACCGCCAAGUUCAUGUCGCUCAGGGAGAUAGUUUUGGCCUUCCUGAUUUGGAACGUCAAAGAGGAAGUGAGGAUUCUAGAUGCACACAUUUGAUGAACAGAUGCCGGACUUCCCUCGAGCUGUUCUUUGCGAUAUGGUUUGUAAUGGGUAAUGUUUGGGUGUUCGAUUCACGAUUUGGAUCUUUCAACCGAGCUCCAAAACUCCAUGUGCUCUGCAUCUCUCUGCUUGCUUGGAAUGCUGUGUGCUACUCAUUUCCAUUUCUUCUGUUUCUGCUGCUAUGCUGUUGUGUGCCACUCAUUAGCAGCGUCCUCGGAUACAAUAUGCAAAUGGGAUCAGCUGAAAGAGGAGCAUCUGAUGAUCAAAUCUCCAGUCUUCCAAGCUGGAAAUAUAAAGCAGGUGACACCAAUUCAGAAGAUGACAAUGAUGUUGAUUGCAAUUCAACCCUCGUCGCAAAUGAUGACCCGGAAUGCUGUAUUUGCCUGGCCAAGUACAAAGACAAGGAAGAAGUGAGGCAGUUGCCAUGUUCGCACAUGUUUCACCUCAAAUGUGUAGAUCAAUGGCUCAGAAUUAUAUCUUGCUGCCCUCUCUGCAAGCAAGAAUUGGAGAGAUAACAAGUUUUCUAUUAGGUUUUGUUCUAUUUUUCUUUUAGUAUGUAUGUUUUUGAAUGAAAUUAUAGUGGUUACUUGAGUGAGUGAUUUGCUUGUACAUUGAAGCUCACCAGUAAUCUAUACGCAAUAGAGUUGUUUAUGCAUUUUGUUAGAUAGUUUGAAAGAGAGAUACAUGUAAAUGAUUUUUAUACAUAGUUUUAAAAAAUUGAUGAUUGAUGUA